AUGCCUCCUCAACAAAGCAACAACAUGACUAAACAACAAAAGAUCAACGCUGGCAUUGAGAAGCUUAAGGCAGCACGUGCUGAAGCUGCCGAGAAGAAGGCUCGCGAUGCUGCAAACCCUCCUGCAAAGGCUAACUCAUCCAACGCCGCAACUUUUGUGAAUCAAGCUCCUAAAUCGAGCACUCCCAGCUCCAUUUCAUCUCUUCCACGUAUGAAAAAGCGCCCAGGAAAAUCAACGGUCGAGGUUGCUGAGAAAAAAGCCGCCGAUGAAGCUGCUACUGCCGCCAAAAUCAAGCGCAAGAUGGCAGAGAAGGAAGAUGGAGAGAUUGAUAGCGACGAAGAAGAUAUAGUUUACAAAGGCCGCAUGAACAACGGUAAUCAAAACCGGAAGUUUGCCCCAGUCAAUAAUAAACACAACAAGACCAGUGCUUCAGUCCCAGCUUCUGGCCAUGGGCCAUUAAACAACAAAGGCCAAAAGAUCUUUGGCCGCAAUGAAAUCAAGAAUGAGGCUAAAAACACCACCAAGUUCAAGCCCGAUAUUCCAAAGCUCCCUCCCAGAGCUCAAAGGUCCCAGGACCUCAAGAAAUCUGAAGAGAACAAGCAAUCUUCAGUCAAGCGCAAGUAUUUCGAUACGGACUCUAGUGAGUUUGAAGAAGAAAUCGCUAAGCCUACCAAGAAGCCGAAGACCACAAAGGCAGGCAUGAACUUUGAAAAUGUUUCCACCAAGCGCAAGCAUACUGAGGAGGUAGAAGCAAGUGGUCCUGUAGAGAAACAGAAGAUCACUGGACCAAAUAAAAAAAAUGUUGCUGCUCCUGCAAAGCGCGCCCCUAUCAAGGAGACGAAGGUUCGAAACAACCCCACAAAGAACUCGUUAGGUUUUGGUGGUUCCAAGUCUACCAAGAAGUCAACAGCACCGAAGAAGGAUCCCAUGCAGCCUAGGUCGGUCUCUGAGACGGUGAACGAAAAUGGCGAGAAAUCUACGGAAAACGUCUUGAAAUCUGUUUCCGCGCAAGUUAAACCAAAAGUUGGGGCAUCACAGAGCGAAUCAGCUGCUCCAUCAACAGGAGCACCAUUAAAGCUUCGAUACCUUCCCAAUCUUUCUAUGGAACAGCUUUUCGGUGAAGCACCACCUGCCGCAGCUCAAUCAGUCGAGAGCCCACGAUCAGCCUUUGAUAACAUUUCCAUGGAGGAACUUUUUGGUGAAGCACCAAGUGUGGCAGUUCAGCCAGUUGAGACCCCACGAUCAGCGUUUGAUAACAGCCUCCCACGAUCAGCUUUUGACAAAGUCCCUAUCAAAACUAAAUCUAGUCGUCGUGGCCCAGCUCCUGCUUCAAAAGUCCAAGUUGCAAAAUCAUCUGCUUCGUCUGUAUCCAUGUCUACCACAGCAUCAACUAAAGUGGCACAGCCUAGUCGCCGUAAAGUUGCCCCUGCUUCUCAUGCCGAAGUCGCAAAGCCAUCUACUUCGAUUCAGAAAAUAUUACCAGCUUCCACGAGCACUUCUGAUAGGGCUCGAUCUAGUCGCCGUGGCGUUACUCCUGCUUCCAAGAAUGAAGUUACCAGAAAGAUUCCUUCGUCAAUCCCAUUACCCACCUCCUCAUCAAGUGAAGAGGUACAACCUAAAAGUCGUCGCGCCGUUCCAGCUCCUCAUGUUGAACUCAAGAAGCCAUCUGUUUCGUCAAAACCAUUGAGCGCCAAGACACCAACAGAAGAGGCUAGUAGAUCUACAUCAUUCAGUAUUACACAAUCAGUUUCCACCCCAAGAAAGGUGAUCAAGAAGGGAAACAAGAGUGACGGAGUGGUGCCCAAUCCCAGAUCUUCAGUUGUUGACAAAUCUGAGCCAAAGAAAUUGGAGAUCUCAGAACAGCCAAAGAUUAUGGCUGAAAUUAAUCGUUCUCUUCCAGCAGAUUUGCAAAUUAAGGCUGAGGUGGUAUCAGAGACAAAAAUCAACAAAGAUAUUGUUAGCCUCGAUCCCAAGGCUGAGCCGUCAAGCCAAACACAACGACCAAUGCCACAAUUUCUCCGAUUUCCUGGACUCCCAGAUGCAAAUUCGGAUAAAGGGUCUGUUUUGAAUGACUUUUUUAAAUUUGAAAAUGCCACGGAAACUUUCAAGACUAUUACUCCGAACGCAGAGCUCUCUAACACAGCGAAGGAUAGAGAUGCCAUGGAACUUGAGCUUGAGCGCGAUAUACAAAUCGAACUUCAAAAUUCCUUCCAUGCUGAGCAAUUGCGAACAGCUCUCGAAGAUUUGAUUGUCCUUCGAGCUGAAGAUGGUGAAUCAUCUGAUCAAGAUUUAUCAGAUGACGAUAGCGAUGAAUAUUCUUCCGGAGAUGAAUCUGAUGAAGAGCAAUGUGAAGUUCCUCAGAAGAUCCCUGAGCCAACUGUCUUGCACAAGGGAUAUAAUGGUGUUUUACAAGAGGAACCCUUCUAUGCUAGGGAUCGGGGUUAUGAGAGUAGUAUGUCAGAUGCCGAUGAAGACGAGGAGGAAUAUUACCCACCAUAUUACCUUGAUCUCGCCUAUAAGCUCGCUCACCCGUGUUGGGAAAACUCUAUCUUCAAUAUACCAAUCACCCGCAAACCUGUCUCUAGUGAACCAGCCGUUCCCAAAUCUGUCCUUGAUGAAUUAGAGGCCGAAAUGGAACGUUGUCUUGAAGCUCAAAUGGCUGAGGACGCAGCUGCUGAAGAAGAGUUCUCACCACCGGUCAUUCCUCGCUCUGCCUUCGAUAAUUUCGAAGCAGAAGAUGAUUUUUCCUCUGCUGAGAGACAUCAACAGGAUUACUCGGAGAAAAUCGCACCAGCCCCCAUUGGGUCUUCAGUACUUUCUCUAAAGAGUUCCACCGAUUUUGAGGGUGAUUUCCAUGGGGCGUCCUUCGAAUCCAAUGAGGCUUCAGGUCAGGGGUCUAGACUAACAGAGGAGGACCCAUUCUCCCUGCUAGACACAUCGUUCAAUUUUUCAAACGAGACGCAGAUGCCAGUAGAACAAUACUUGUCCUCUGAAUAUGACGAUUCUGAUUCUACCAAGGAAUCCAGCGAUAUACCAAAAGAGGAAACCCCUCGGUCCGAAUCACCCGAGGUAAGCACUGGGCCAUAUGUUAGUCUAGAAGGUUGCGUUGGUUUGCCUCCACUUGAAGAUUUUCCUGUCGAUUCUGAAGACUCCGAUGACUGCGAUGACUGCGAUGAGUCUAGCGACUCCGAUGUUGAGGAGUCAGAGAUGUCAGAAAGUGAUGAAUCCGAGAUCAUCACCAUGGAUGACACCAUACCAGAAGAGUCCGAUGAAGAUGGUGAUCUCGAAAAGUUAGACGAAGAUGAAAACGCAGAGCUUUACCGAAAGCACAGGGUCCCAGCAGACCUCGCAAAUGUCGAUAUCACAAUGGAGCCAACAGAAUUGCAAUUGCUGAAGGCCAAGACAUCAUGGGAAUUGUUCAACCUUCAAAAAUGGGAGCAGGAGAAUGAAGUCGAAGUUUAUGCAACAUUUGACCGCGAGCUUCUCCUUCGCAACUUGAACGUCUCCAAGAAACGCAUCGCCAAGUACAUGAAGGUGGUGAAAAAAUACGAGAAUCGCACUGUCCCAAAAGCUGAGGCUGUGAUGGAGGACGACAGCAGUGAUGAUUCGGAUGACGAAGAUUGUUGUCAUCCCACCAAUCUUAAUAUACCUCAAAGUCUUGAGUUCAUCGACGUCCCAGACAGGUCCCCUGUCGUCGAUCUUGAUAUUGAGGUUGACAGCAAUGCCCAUCCUUUCGGACCCAUCGAUUGGUAA
Molecule: messenger RNA, 3753 nt
Organism: Botrytis fragariae
Lineage: Eukaryota; Fungi; Ascomycota; Leotiomycetes; Helotiales; Sclerotiniaceae
Exons: 5
Coding region: 1-3753 (1250 amino acids)
Source: RefSeq, a predicted model, not a curated record